Photinus pyralis (common eastern firefly) is the source of this 1119-nucleotide messenger RNA. Its product is annotated as inhibitor of growth protein 5-like. The transcript has 6 exons. Lineage: Eukaryota; Metazoa; Arthropoda; Insecta; Coleoptera; Lampyridae. The record is from RefSeq and is a predicted model, not a curated record. Gene Ontology annotation, cellular component: nucleus. Gene Ontology annotation, biological process: regulation of DNA-templated transcription. Bases 160 to 969 code for a protein of 269 amino acids.
GAUCGGCUGAACGCGAACAUAAUUUAGUGUUGGCCAGACCACCCUUUAUACAAGGAUCACCCUGUAUCUCAAUGGUUUCCUAACCUUAAAAAUAUAUGUACACUAACCUAAUUAUAAGACAACAAAUCUAAUUAACGCAAAUGUAAUAGUAAAUUAAAAAUGACUUCAGCUUUGUAUUUGGAACAUUACUUGGAUAGUUUAGAACAUUUGCCCAUAGAACUGCAAAGAAAUUUCACUCUAAUGAGAGAUUUGGAUUCCCGCGCUCAAACUUUAAUGAAAAAUAUCGACUCGUUAGCGGAUACUUACCUAAAGAAUCAAAAGAACCUCAAUCAAGAACAGUGCAAGGAGCAGUUGGAUAAAAUACAAAGUUUGUUUAACAAAGCGAAAGAGUACGGCGAUGAUAAAGUGCAAUUAGCGAUACAAACCUACGAGCUUGUCGACAAACAUAUUAGAAGGUUAGAUUCCGAUCUCGCCCGAUUCGAGUCGGAAAUUCAAGAUAAGGCUUUAAAUUUGCGAAAUACCGAAGAGAACUCUGUAGGCAAAAAAGGACGUAAGAAGAUCAAAGAUGGCAAGGACAGUAAAAAGAAACGGUCCGGUAAUUCCAGCGAGGAGGACUCGACGGGUACAGUGCGAGGCAGUAAAAAGAAAAAGCAGAAAUGCACCACGAAUACUAAUAGCGCAGGGGGUACCGCGCUGAGCAAUACGAUCUCUGCAUCAGGUGAGGUUGUCGACGCAGUUCUGCCAGGUUUAGCCGGAAUAACGCAUCCGAGCGACGUUUUGGAUAUGCCCGUCGAUCCGAAUGAGCCCACCUAUUGCCUUUGCCAUCAAGUUUCCUACGGUGAAAUGAUCGGGUGCGAUAAUCCAGAUUGCCCGAUCGAAUGGUUUCACUUUGCGUGCGUUGGACUUACAACGAAACCAAAAGGUAAAUGGUACUGUCCGAAGUGUACACAGGAUCGAAAGAAGAAGUAAAUUGGUCGUUAUUCUUUCACAUGCCUAGUUUAAGAGAGUUUAUAAUUAGUAUAGUUUACUUUUAAAGUUUUGUAUUCUUAUGGGAAUGUACAGUGGUUUGUGGUACUCAUUGUUUAGCUCUUAUAAAUAAAUUAUUGAAGUAAUACCUAA